AUUGGAUUCUCAGCGGUAUUGCUGCUCCAGCUGAGUGAUGGAAAUACCACAGAGAUACCAAUAGAUGUCGACACAGGCUCAUGGAUAGGUUCUGGCCACCUGCGCGGUCUUGUUGCUGUCCGCCGGCUGUGGCAUGCCCAUUGGAUUCUCAGCGGUAUUGCUGCUCCAGCUGAGUGAUGGAAAUACCACAGAGAUACGAAUAGAUGUCGACACAGGCUCAUGGAUAGGUCUACAUAGCCGAGACAGCGGAACCCAAUCUGAGAAGUCUGCUUAUUGGAGCACCCUUUGUAGCGUAUUCCUGCGGCAUACUGCUCGUCUACUCGCUGGGUUCCAUUAUGUACUGGCGGAAUGUGGCCUGGUGUGCCAACGUACUGCAGUUUCUUGCUGCAUACCGGAGACCCCGUCCUGGCUGCUGCGCAACGGGCACGAGAAGAAAGCCCUGCAAGCCCUAACCUUCCUGAGGGGCAGCGAGAUUAGUGCCCAGAAGGAGGUGAAUGAUAUGAAGCAGCGCCUGGACAAGGAGCGGGCCACCACCAAGACCAACGAGAAUAUCUUCAGGCUGUGCUGUCAGCGAGUGGCUAUUAAGCCCCUGGUCAUCGUGAUUGUCUUCUCGCUACGGCAGAUGUUCUCUGUCACAUUCAUUGUGAUAUUUUACGCCAUCGAUAUUGUGUCGGAGUUCGGGGCCGACUUUGAUUCUAAACAGGCUGCGAUCUGGACGGCUGCAGUACGGGUCGUCUGCUGCAUGAUCUUCUGUGCGAUCCUAAUCUUUGUGCGGAGGCGUCGCAUUAUGAUCCUGUCGGGCAUCGGCACGGGCGUAUUCUGCCUGGCUUUGAGCGGAUUCAUGUAUGCUCGGGUGGGUCACCCAAAGAUGUCGUACGAUGUAUUGGUGGCUGGUGGCUGCCUCCUGGGCUUUAUCGUCUUCAACACAGCGCUGAUGGUGAUGCCGGGCAUCAUGAUUGGAGAACUGUUUCCGGCCAGGAUUCGUGGUCGGACGGCAGGCGGAGUGUUUGCCUCAAUGAAUGUGGCCCUGUUCAUCUUUGCCAAGGGCUUCCCUGCUCUGCAGUCGUUGUUAAAGAUGCGAGGGGCUUUCCUGGUAUUCGGAUUUUCCAGCUUCCUGUUAACCAUCUUUAUGUGCCUAUUUCAGCCCGAAACGAAGGGUCGCAGCCUAGAGCACAUCGAGGACUACUUUAAUGGCAACAACUGGCUGUGGUUCCGCCGGGACCGUGGCUACAAGACGGUCAAGCUCCUGCCCCUGCAACCACUAAAAGAAAACGCAGCGGAAAGUGCAUAGAUCACUCCUAGGGGGGCUAGCUUGUAUACAGGUCUGUUAAGAUUACAAUUAGUUUGCUUAGAUAGUAUUUUGCGUACUCUUAGUUCUAUCCUUAGUGCCUCGUAGUUAUUUAAAUCUAUCGAUUUUCCAGUGUUCCUCAGUCAUUCCAACACGGUAAUCUUCAGUCUUCACGGUAUCCUUUCAAGUUGUGAUAAAUCUGCUUUAAAUUGUAUCUCUUUUGUAAUAAAUCAUAUAUGAUUAGA
This is a messenger RNA of Drosophila miranda, 1533 nucleotides long. RefSeq names its product facilitated trehalose transporter Tret1-2 homolog. The transcript has 3 exons. The record is from RefSeq and is a predicted model, not a curated record. Gene Ontology annotation, molecular function: transmembrane transporter activity. The coding region runs from base 134 to 1291 and encodes 385 amino acids. Lineage: Eukaryota; Metazoa; Arthropoda; Insecta; Diptera; Drosophilidae. Gene Ontology annotation, cellular component: membrane. Gene Ontology annotation, biological process: transmembrane transport.